AUGUUGCAGCGUACAUCACUGCUCUGCCGCAAGGCGCUUCAGGCCUAUCCGGUGCCGCCACGUGCGCGUAACUAUGAGCGUCGCUGGAGUAGCUCUCGCACGAAUCCCUACGGCCGCAUGUUCUGGCGUACCGUCCUUAACGAGGAUUUUGCUCGUCCAUCAUUUUGGGUCUCCGAUUUCCGUCAUAAGUACCUAGUUAAGCACGGAAUGGACUACCAAGGCCGUGUGCCUGCCUCACCGGCUCCAGGCACAUAUCAGGGCUUUAGCGAUGUGCACAAGAUUCUUGCCAAUCAUCCUAAGCCGCAACGAGAAUCACGACAUCUGCCGGUGAUGCCCAUGACGCCGCGUGUCGUGUUUGAGCACGCUCAAGAGAAGCGUAUCGACUACGCGAAGAAGAUGCAUCACGACCGGCGCUUGGUUGAGCAGCUGCGCAUACACGAAUUCUGGGGCUGGUACAUGAAACUGCAGCGAGUGCGCGGACGCUGGUGUAAGGAGCAUGGAGUGUCAAGUCGUGGCGUGUACGGGCCAGCUGUAGACGCAGCGGAGCUCUGGGGAUAG
Molecule: messenger RNA, 558 nt
Organism: Leishmania braziliensis MHOM/BR/75/M2904
Lineage: Eukaryota; Euglenozoa; Kinetoplastea; Trypanosomatida; Trypanosomatidae
Exons: 1
Coding region: 1-558 (185 amino acids)
Source: RefSeq, a predicted model, not a curated record